Lichtheimia ornata is the source of this 561-nucleotide messenger RNA. RefSeq lists its product as uncharacterized. Gene Ontology annotation, molecular function: RNA polymerase II cis-regulatory region sequence-specific DNA binding. The transcript has a single exon. Bases 1 to 561 code for a protein of 186 amino acids. Gene Ontology annotation, biological process: cell differentiation; regulation of transcription by RNA polymerase II. NCBI's taxonomy places the organism in Eukaryota, Fungi, Mucoromycota, Mucoromycetes, Mucorales, Lichtheimiaceae. The record is from RefSeq and is a predicted model, not a curated record.
AUGGUCGACAACAACAACAUCGCUACUACUACAACAACAAGGACAUAUGAUGAUGAUGAUAAACGACAAACGUCAUCCGUACUUAGUAUCCAGAAUCUGCUUUCACCUAUAGAUGAAGGAGAAAAUCAAAUGACAACCACUACUACAAUACCAACAUUGAAAACAACAAGACGUUCACGUGCCAAAACCAAGCGUAAACGAGCAUCACCCUCACAGCUUGCUGUAUUAAACCAGGUGUUUAAUCAAACGUAUUUUCCUUCCACUGAGCUUCGUACCGAGCUAGGCAAGCAACUCGGCAUGAAUCCUCGUACCGUGCAAAUAUGGUUCCAAAACAAACGUCAAGCCCUUCGUGCACGUGAUCGUGCUUGUCGCCAACAACAUCUUACUACUGCUACUACACCCAUGUCCCCACCUUUAUCACCCAACCAUGCCAUCUCUUUGCCUCCAUUAAGGUUAACGCUGGCAUCAUCAUCACCGGUGGAUUGCUUUCCAUGCCACAGCCCUAUCUCCACUCUUCCCAGCCCAUCAUCAAUGGUUGACUUGAAUCCUUUGCACUACUAG